Messenger RNA from Capronia epimyces CBS 606.96, 1902 nucleotides. RefSeq lists its product as uncharacterized. Bases 1 to 1902 code for a protein of 633 amino acids. The record is from RefSeq and is a predicted model, not a curated record. Gene Ontology annotation, molecular function: FMN binding; oxidoreductase activity. The transcript has 5 exons. NCBI's taxonomy places the organism in Eukaryota, Fungi, Ascomycota, Eurotiomycetes, Chaetothyriales, Herpotrichiellaceae.
AUGCCUGGUCCUCGUGUUAUUGUUGUUGGUGGUGGCUUGUCGGGUCUCAGUGCCGCCCAUACCGUCUACCUGAACGGAGGCAGUGUCCUCGUCCUAGACAAGAACAACUUCUUCGGUGGCAACUCGACCAAGGCCACAUCUGGCAUCAACGGUGCCUUGACCCGAACCCAAGUCGACCUCGGCAUUGGUGAUAGUGUCAAGGCAUUCUACGAGGACACUCUCAAGUCCGCCCGUGACAAGGCGAGACCCGAUCUCAUCCGAGUCCUCACAUACCAAUCUGCGGCCGCCGUCGAAUGGCUACAGGAUGUCUUCAACCUUGACCUGACCCUGGUCUCGCGUCUUGGUGGACACUCUUUCCCCCGGACCCACAGAGGACACGAUGCUAAAUUCCCGGGCAUGGCCAUCACAUACGCGCUAAUGCAGAGAUUGGAGGAACUCUGCGAAUCCGACCCCGACAGAGUCGAGGUUAUCAAGAAGGCAAAGGUCACAUCCUUGAAUCACGACGGCAAUCUCGUCACUGGUGUCACGUACGAAUAUGACGGCGAGAAGCACUCGGUUGACGGCGUGGUGGUUCUCGCGACCGGUGGUUAUGCUGCGGACUUUGGACCGGACUCGCUCCUCAAGAAACACAGGCCAGAUACCUUCGACCUUUCAUCGACCAACGGCACUCAUGCCACAGGUGAUGGCCACAAGAUGUUGAUGGCAAUUGGUGCCAAUGACAUCGAUAUGGACAAGGUCCAAGUCCAUCCCACUGGUCUGGUUGAUCCCAAGGAUCCCCAUUCCAAAUGGAAGUUCCUGGCUGCCGAGGCCCUCCGUGGCGAAGGUGGCAUCCUUCUAAACAGCGAUGGUCAACGGUUCUGCGACGAUCUAGGCCACCGUGACUACGUAUCAGGGAAGAUGUGGGAAGAAAAGAAGAAAGGGAAGUGGCCCAUUCGACUCGUCCUGAACUCAAAGGCGUCCAACGUCCUGGACUUCCACACCCGACACUAUUCGGGCCGUGGUUUGAUGAAGAAAAUGACGGGCCAAGAGUUGGCGAAAGAGAUCGGCUGCGGUGAAGAGGCCCUGGACAAACAGUUCAAGGAAUACAACGCCAUUGCUGAGGGUAAGAAGAAGGACGCCUGGGGCAAGAAGUAUUUCCACAACCUGCCCCUGGAUAUCAAUGACACUUUCCAUGUAGCCGUCAUGGAACCGGUCCUGCACUUCACCAUGGGUGGGAUGGAGAUCAACGACAAGGCUCAAGUACUCAACAAAGAACAAAAGCCAUUCGAGGCCCUCUUUGCUUGUGGUGAACUUGCUGGUGGCGUUCACGGCGCGAACCGAUUGGGCGGUUCGUCCCUUCUCGGCUGCGUGGUCUAUGGUCGAGUUGCUGGUGCAUCGGCAUCUCAAUAUCUGUUCAACAAGCUCACCGCGGGAGGUGGCGUAGGGGCCGCCCAACGUCUGGGCCAGAUCUCUCUCCACAUCGAUCCGAACACCCCGGGCAAGGUCUCGGUGGAAUGGGGCAGUGGCGGGUCAGGAGCAUCGGCAGGUACUGACAUCACCUCGAAGCAGGCUCAAAAGAGCGCUGCUCCGGUGAUGGAUGGCAACAAGAGCCAAGAUGCUGGCAAGAAGAAGGAUCACAAUGAUCUGAGCUCGUUCAAGGUUCCGGAGAAAGAAUUCUCGCUGGAAGAGGUCGCGAAACACAACAAGAAGGACGAUCUGUGGAUUGCAGUCAAGGGUGUGGUCAUGGAUGUCACCAACUGGCUCGAUGAGCACCCAGGUGGCCCGCAGGCCCUGUUCAGUCAUAUGGGCAAGGACGCAAGCGAAGAAUUCGAGAUGCUUCAUGACGAUGAAGUCAUUCCCAAAUAUGCCGCCGACAUCGUGAUCGGCCGGGUCAAGGGCCAGAAGGUGCGACUAGAAUACUAG